Molecule: messenger RNA, 3216 nt
Organism: Trichomonas vaginalis G3
Lineage: Eukaryota; Parabasalia; Trichomonadida; Trichomonadidae
Exons: 1
Coding region: 1-3216 (1071 amino acids)
Source: RefSeq, a predicted model, not a curated record
AUGAAGAGAUUUGCUUAUGCGAGGACUGCAACACAAAGUGUACGGCCAGUUGCAGCUCCUCCUUCUAAAGCAGUUAUCGUUAUUCCCAAAGUUAAAACAUCGGCUCGCUCUGGUUCAACAAUUAAGAUCGAGAUUCCUAGAAAUAGCAGCUUUGAUCAGUUCUCAACAAUACAAGAAGAUGACAAAUUCGAAAGCGAUGAUGAUAAGAGAGAACUUAUCAAACUAGGAAUGCAACAUUUGUCAAAACAGAUUGAAAUUACGGCACCUGUUAAAACAUCAAGAUCAUCGAAGUCACUUGAGAAUAAAGAUGUCAUAUCAGGAUCAGAGAAAUCAAAAUUUGCUCAAGAAUUUAUUAAUAAUUAUACUUUAUCAAAUUAUCAAGACCAUUAUGCAUAUGUAAUACAGUCAGCUUUUCGUCUUUAUAGAAACAAAAUGCAUUGGAGGAACUUUAUCAAGCUCCGGACAAAGUAUCAUCGUAGAAUUACAGAAUUAUUUUUUCAUAAUUGGAGAAUCUCUGUGGUUAACGACCCAACGAUUAUCAAGAAAGAAUUCAAAAAGCUAAAGAACGCUUGCAACCAACUAACUUUCGUUCCUCACGGAAGAGAAUUUGCGGCUUUUCCAUACUUUUACAUUUCCAACCAAAUUUACACUCCUAAAGGUUUUAACUCACAAUUCCUUUACCAAUUCGUUCAUAUUGCGUAUACUCCAAUGAAAUUUAAUUAUUUUACAGAAUGGCAAGAAGCAGCGAGGAAACUACGCCAAGAAAGACUUAAGUUUGCAUUUAUCUCAUUCAGUGUCAAAAAGAACAGAGUUUUUGGCAAUGUUUUGACAAUAUUUCAGAAUUGGUACAGAUUUACUAAAUGGAAACGCUUAAUGCAAUCACAGCAACCUGCCAAAUCAAAAGACAGUAAGCAUUACAUCACUCUCAACUCAACAGAAGUCAAUGUUCACUGGAAUGUCCAAGAACAUAAACUAAAUCAGUUCGAAAAACGCAAAGCAAGGGCCAUCAACUACUCCAAGAAGCAGAUCCUCUCACGAGCAGUCAAAGCCUUAUACAACCAGUCAGUCAAACGUACAACAGAUCAAGCUUUGGCCGCAAACUCGGAUAUCUUCCGAAAUCUGCAACUCAUGAAGCUCGCACACAGCGCGUGGUCGAGAUAUAUGGAGAUAAACCAACACAAAAGACAGAUGCAACACGAUAUUCUCCAUAAUUGGUACGACUACGCGUACAAAAAAGCAAAAUUGAAACAAACUGUCACUUUUUAUCAACAACGUGAAAAACGGUUUUUCCUUCUGAAAAUUUUGAAUAGGUGGAACAAAGUUAAAGAGAUCCAGAAGAUCAAGAACCUUGAAGAGAUGAUGCGUAUCCAGAAAAACUCAACACUUGCUUUACAAUUCAUUUUCAUUUUGUUGAAACAAGGAGAAAUUUCCUAUCAAUUGCGUUGUUGGCAGUUGUGGAUCAGAUUCACGAGACAGAGACACAAAUGGCAUCAGUUCUCAGGCUGGUCUGAUAAAAGGAAGAUCACAGAAGACUUGAAUCGCGAAACAAUUUGCGAACUCAAGAGAAUAUCGAACAACAAAAUGCUUGGAAGAAUUCAAGAACCAGAAACCGAAAUAAUUCCAAGAAAAACAUGCAUCAAUUUGGAAUCAACACUCGAAGAAGUCCACAGGAUUGACAAGGAAAUACAGUUCCAUGUAAACGUAACAAAACAUGGCUCAACUCAAUCAAUGUUGGAUUUCUCAGCUGUCAAAAUUCAAUGCAAAUCUUAUGUUUCGUUGAUGAGAGCUUUUAUUUUGUUUUUGCACUCGAAACAGAAGUUCGACAUUUACGGAACAAUCCAGGACCAGAACUGGCAGCCAAGUGGUACAGAAACAACCACAACGGCUGUUACACAGAACGAAAUGAACUUGACAAUCGAAGAAUUCACAGAAAGAGUUUGGAGCAACGCAAAAAUUUUCAAACAGAAUUUGCAAGCGAAAUUGGCGCGUGAUAAACCAAUUGUUUCAUUAAUCCGCGCACACAUCGAAGCUUGCAAACUCAAGCAAGUACUUCCAGACUUCAGAACUUGCAAAGACGGCGUCAAACUCAAGGAAUCCCCUGAAAAUCCUGUUUCAGAAGAAAAUUUGGGAAUUUUACUCAAUUUUGAAAAAGUGUCACAGCGAUUUAUCGACAGUUUAUUGAAGAAACCGAACAGGAUUCAGACGAAUCUCAUGGAAGAGUACAAUGCUGCCAACAAGACCUUCUCGAGGCGCUUAAGACAACCCGAUGUUUUGUUGGCAGAUUUGACAAGAAUGAAAUCUCAAAUUUCAUUCAAUAUCGUUUCAGACAUGGCCGCCCAGAGAAACCAUGAUGCAUCGAAGAUCAAGAACGCAAGGAUUGAAUCAUUCAACAAGGAGUCGAACAACGAGAUCGACUUGUCAACAAAGAAUUCAAUGAUUCAAUUAAGUGGUUUAUUUGGUCGUCAAGCAUCAAUGGCACUUUUUGACAGUUCCAGCAAAUUUGGAAUUUCCUCGAGCAGUUCUGCAUUCGACAAUUUCGGUGGUAAUGGAGACACGAUGUUCACUGCCUUGUAUUUGAGAAGUAAAAUUGGCGAAUACACAACUGUCAGCGAAUUAAUUUCCGCUGUUUCGAAGUUUUUCUCCACUUUUGCACAGACACCAUUACACAUUGGAGGAAACAUUAUACAGUACAACUCAAAGACUAUGUUUGAUGGUGUCAAACUCGAGACUUUGAAGAAGAGAGUUGUCAACAAAAACAUCAACUCUUUCAUUCAAACAUUGUCACAAAAAGAAUUGGGAACAAUGGCGAAAGAAGAAGUUCUCCUUGAAUUCGCCAAGAACUGUGUUACUGCAAUCAUCACUUGCAACAGGAACUUGAAAGAAACGAAACUCGCUGAGUAUUGCGUGGAAUUUCCAUUCAUUGAUUUGAAAGAUAUCGACAAUGAAUCUUCUGUUUUGUCUAGAGACAGAUUGUGGAGAUCCAUCAAGAAGAGAUUCCCUAAAAUGGAUACUUCAACAUCAGGAAUGUCCCUCAGACAAUUGUCUUCUCACAACUCUGUAAACAGAUUGGAAACAGUCGACCAAAAUCUUUCUGUAAAAGAUGCUUACAUUUGUUGUUUGACUGUUCCUUUCAUCCUUGAAGAAGAUGCUUUGGCGGAUUUCAUGAGAGCAAAGAUGAUGGAAACUCAGAAUGGAGAAGUGGUUACAACAUGGUAA